Porites lobata is the source of this 4247-nucleotide messenger RNA. The record is from the annotation of a GenBank genome assembly. Lineage: Eukaryota; Metazoa; Cnidaria; Anthozoa; Scleractinia; Poritidae.
CAUUUACAUGCACAGAUGCAUCAUCAUAAAUCAAAACUUUUAAAGCGAAGGGGUCAGCGUGUACGGACUUCUCUCCAAAUGGCUUCCCUCAUCCUUGAAACUUUGAGUGUCAUAGCAAUCGUUAUUUGGCAAAUUCUCAAGUCCUUCGUACGCAUAUUUUUCCCGCCACCUCGUAAAGAUAUCAAUGGAGAAAUUGUAUUCCUGACUGGCGCUGGAAGCGGCUUGGGCCGAUUGAUGGCUGUGAAGUUCGCUAAGCUUGGCGCGACAGUCGUUUGCGCCGAUAUAAAUCAAGCUGCAAACGACGAAACUGUGAAAGAAAUCCAAGAUCUAGGCUUCAAAGCGUGUGGUUAUAAAUGCGACUGUAGUAGCCGUGAAGACAUUUACCGUGUCGCUGAUCUCGUCAAGAAAGAAGUUGGCGAUGUCACGAUGCUGAUCAACAAUGCGGGGAUUGUUAGCGGCAAAAAAUUUCUGGACACAGAAGAUUGGAUGAUUCAGAAAACUAUGGAGGUUAAUACGAUGGCUCAUUUCUGGGUAUGUAUAUUGCUUAAAAACGUAAUAAUUACGUUUAAUAUAUAACUUAUAUUGCGUGAAAGAACACACGACUUGGCUAAUGUCCUUGCAUGCGCAAUGGAGCGCAUCUUUACACUGUUUACUCAAUCAUGCGUUCUCUUCUAUUCGAGUAAGGUCUCAUUAAGAAAAUAAGAGUUCUACAAAAAGUUGCAAUUACGCUUAAUAAGGAUCUGUAGUGUUUUCAGUGGAAUUUUACAGUUACAUGUAUGAAGAUUUGGUAGUCCAAAGUCCAUCAGCGGUGUUCGUCACGCUGGUAUUCGAUCUGCGUGACGUGGAGAACUGUUUGGUAAGGGGAAGGGUGUGUGGGUAGUUUUGUUCCUGCCAUGUAGUUGUCUAAGGGACAAUAGGGAGUUUAAGAUACUCCGACUACGGACUACGGCUACGGAUAAACAUGCUACUGCGCAUGAUCAAAACCACGUGACUGUUCAUUUUUCCGGCGUAGUCCUGCGGCUACGUUGAGUUGUUGAGCUGUUUCGCGUAGUCGGGAGUACGGAGAACAUUUUGCUCAUAUUUUGCCGUCUCGGUAAUUCAAGAAUCUCGUCUUUUCGUAAAAAAGGUUCAAUUUGCCUGCUUUAAGUGAGAGGGAAGCGAAAUAUGUAAGUUGUGUCUAAUUUCUGCUCAGAUUUACGCUUUUAAUCCACUGUUGUGACUACAUUUUUAUCUAGCUAAGCUCAUAUUUAAAGAAGCUUAGCUGUUUAUACGCAGAAUUCCGAUUGAUGGCCGAGGAGAAGAGAAAUCAUGCAGGUAAUUUACUUUCUCUUCACACUUGAAAAGUUUCAAUGUUUGUGCGAACUGAUUAGUGUGUCUUUCUACUUGUGUGACCUUUGUUUAUGCGAGUUUUUGUAUCGCAUUUGGUUAAUGAAAAUGAUGUAAACAUCUUCGAGACAAUCGAAACUGGGCAUUUCAAUACUUCAAACUACAUCAGAUCGGUAGUCGGAGAAGUCCAUCUUCUAAAUCUAAUAAAUGAGCUAUUACUAUUUCUGUCUAUUUCUUUAAUAUUUUACCUAAGUAUUCAUGGGCGAAAAAAAUAAAACCUGUGCAACCAAAACUUUGUUUACCAAUUUCACCCGAGCUACGGUGAUGGAACAAGGAGUAAAGUUGUAGGCGAAUCAACUUGUACGCGAAUCAACUCGUACGUAAUUGCUUCCUUCAAGUAUGGAAGAAUUUGUUCAUUGUUCUAAAGAUAAGAUCACAUGCAAAACUGACUUGCAUUUUUGUGAACUGUGGUGAAAACAAGAAAAUUUUUGGGUGUUGUUUCCCUCUCCGCCUCUUCUCUCGUAGUCUGCCGUCUGUAGUGGAAUCUUAACGUUCUAUAUUUGCACGACUCAACCCAGUGCUACAAACAAACGACAAUGCUCGUCCAGCCGUAGUUCGUAGUCCGUAGUCUCCAUAUCUUAAACUCCCUAAUCAUGAUCCCGCAGAAACGGUGAUGACGGUAACAAUAAUGAGAACAGUAAAAGAGCAACAGGUUUUCAUGUAGAUAAGACAGUACAUGUAAGAGAACAACAUUACUUUGAAAGUGCGUCACACUUUUUGUCCAUUUUUUGUAUGUUUCCUUGCCAUUGUUGCACGACCAUGAUUUAAAACCUCCUGUUUUCAUGUGUUAUGGAGGACAUGAACACAAGAAAAAUGAUUUUCUUUUUUGUUUUCUGAACUUAAAUAAUGUACAGUCUUGUAGGAUUCAAUUCCAGAAAAACUGGCCAACACUGGACAAUUUCACCCAGCUGAAUUAAGAGCAAAGACUUAGAAACAGCACAAAUUCCCUUUUUGGGUGACAUCUUCACUGUCAUCUCCAUCUCCCUAAUAGCAUAAUAAUUAUUGUUCUACUGGGUACUUAAGCAGGGGGUAAAUGGUGGUCCACCCUAAUUUAUGGCAUAAAAAUGGCAUCUCUGUGUUUCUAAAUUAACAAGUCAAAUUUCAACGAAACUUCCAAAUUUCAUUUUUUAAAUAAUGCAGAAAACAAAUUUCCCAAGUGAAAGUACCGCUUACUGUCCAACAAGACUCCUUACACAACUGUAAUUUAAUCUGGGAGGGAAAGGUUUGAUAUACAGUUACAUGUACAGUGUAAACCUCAAUUAAGCAGCCAGUAACCAAAAUCCCUAAAUUGUGGAAGAAAUGGUAAAUUAAAUCUCUAUUCAGGAGGGUCGACCACUUUUGGUCUUCCCAACAAGAGUUCCCGUAUUAUUUUGACCUCUUUUAAGCGGCCAUAGGUUGCUUGAUACACUUAAGGGUGCGUUCCUUUUGAGAUGAUCAGGAUCAGUCAUCCGAGAUCACUCAAAUCAUGGUAGAUCAAAAAAUGGACCCGUGAAUCCACUCUGGACAAGGAUUCAUCGGUUCAUUUGAUUUACCGUGAUCUGAGUAAGCUCACAUCACUAAUCCUGAUCCAGAUCAUCUUAAAGGAAUGCACCCUUAGUUUGGCUUCAUUUCAAGAAUUUGUUGAAGGAAUUACAGUCAAGAUAGAGGUUGACGAUCAAUCGUGAACCAGUAAUGCUUCUCCCAUCACAUGUUUGUUUCAAAAUGAAGUGACAUUUCUGCUAAAGAUCAUGCUUAUUCAUGACAAACCUCUAUUGAGCGGCCACCCUCUGUUAACCGGCCACUUGCCCAUACCCCAAGAGCAUGACUGCUUAAGAAAGGUUCAACUGUAAUACAGAUGUCAAAGCUGUUCCAAGUUCAAAGAGUGAUCAAUUACAUUUUUUACGUUCAACAACAGACCACAAAAGCCUUUUUACCAUCAAUGAUAGAGAAAAACCAUGGCCAUGUUGUCACAAUAGCAUCAUCUGCUGGUUUCUUUGGUGUCUCUGGACUAUGUGAUUACUGUGCCUCCAAGUUUGCAGCAGUUGGCAUUGACGAGUCACUGUUCAUGGAGUUGGGAGCGUUGAAAAAGGAUGGUGUUCACACAACUGUUGUCUGCCCAUACUUUAUUAACACAGGCAUGUUUGAUGGGGUUAAAACAAGGUAAAAUCUUAUCUUCUUCGGCUAUCAUAACAAAUCAAUUAAUGACUGGUCUCAUGAAACUAGUUUAUUUUGUUUUGGCAGAAUCUCAAUGUUUUCAAGGCAGAGCUGAAGGAAACACUGAGAUUCUUGGUUUCAGCAGAAAUACAAUGUAACUGUUUCCUGAGAGAUGAAUCAUAUUUCUUUAUACAGUAGUUAAGAUCCAUUAAUUUUUUAUUGGGCUUUGUGUAAUUUAUAAUGAACAAUAAAUAAUAAUUAUAAUUUGAAUAAGGCUGAGUAUGAUGUGAAGAAUUUGCAGUUUGACUAGAAUACACUUUGGCAUAUUCUUGCAUUUCUUCUAUAGUGUUAUCAGAAAUUCAGCUACAAUUUUUGUCUUUGGAUAGCUGAGAUCACCUUUUUUUGGUUCACUAUUGCCCAAGCAGUCUUGUGUCCUAGCAAAUAUACCAUCGUAUCAAUGAUACAUUGUACAUUGCUGCAUCUUCCAAAUACCAAGCGCCACUCGGUUAUGAAGAAUUAGCUGGGGGGUUGGAGCCAAUCAGAAAUGGCAAAAUAUUUUGAAUGAAUAAUAAUACCAAUUAAUCACCUUAAACUUUAGGUUCCCUCUUCUUCUUCCAAUUCUGGAACCUGACUGGGCAACCGACCAGAUGGUAGAUGCUGUUUUAAGAAAUAAGGCACUUUUGUUCCUUCCAAGAAUUCUGAGUUUGGUUCUCUGGCUCAAAAGGUGA